AUGAGUCCAUUAGUGGAGCGUGAUUUCUUCGGAGAUCUACCGUCAGAAAUCACCACCAACAUCCUCUCACGCCUGCCCAUCCGAAGCCUCGCAAUCAGCAAGUCCGUUUGCAAACCAUGGCUCAAUCUAAUCGAUUCCGACUAUUUCCACAAAUCCGAAAUCAAAACCCCACCCGCCCUACUCCUCUUCACAGGGAAGACGAUGGAUUCAACUUGUUGCUCGAUUUUCGAAAUCGAAGACGAAGACGAAGUCGAAGUGGAGAAGAGCCAUGAUUUUCACCACAUUCCGCUCAUGGAUUUGGAAAUCCCUCACGGAAACAGAGCAACAAUGGAAGGUAUCACUGCUAAUGGAUUACUUCUUCUCUGCCCAAUCUCAACUAAAGCUAUUCCAGUUUACAUAUGCAAUCCGAUAACUCGUGAAUAUACGAAGCUCUGUUUCCCUGCUGACUACAUCCCGGGUCAUAUGUUGGAAUUUGGAUUAGGUGUGAGCAAAAUAAGUGGAGAAUAUAAGGUCGUCUGCAUCAAUGAGAGCACCAACUCUCGUUAUGUAUACACACUCGGAACAGGAACAUGGAGGCGUGUUGAAGCUGGCGCUGCUUCUGAAUGUUUUAGAACCUUCUCCAUUCCUCCCGUGGGAGAUGGAGCCCGAGAUUGGUAUUUGUCUGUUUUGAGGGACUGCCUGUGUUAUUUUUACACACGUGAAAGUGAAAUUGUCAUCUGGAAGAUGAAGGAUUACCAAGUCGAGGAUUCUUGGACCAUGGAGUACAGGUUGAGUACUGUAGGUUUUGAUUUUGAUUUGGAUGAUAUGUAUCUUCAUCCGAUUAGACAUUUUAAAGAUGGUGAUAUUUUGAUGUUGCUGGUUGAAUAUGAUCUCAUCUACUACUCCAGCAAGACAAGAACUUUUCAACAAGUUGGUAUGUUUAAGGUUGGAUCUGCGAGUUUCCUUAGCGCCUUGAUUUUCACUCCUAGCCUUUUCUCACUCAGGAAUUUUGGAUUCGAGAAUGUGAUCUCGUUUUAG
Molecule: messenger RNA, 1017 nt
Organism: Salvia hispanica
Lineage: Eukaryota; Viridiplantae; Streptophyta; Magnoliopsida; Lamiales; Lamiaceae
Source: RefSeq, a predicted model, not a curated record